Seriola dumerili (greater amberjack) is the source of this 831-nucleotide messenger RNA. It is a transcript of the gene cacng5b, whose product is annotated as voltage-dependent calcium channel gamma-5 subunit. Bases 1 to 831 code for a protein of 276 amino acids. Gene Ontology annotation, molecular function: voltage-gated calcium channel activity; channel regulator activity. Gene Ontology annotation, cellular component: postsynaptic density membrane; AMPA glutamate receptor complex. The record is from RefSeq and is a predicted model, not a curated record. Lineage: Eukaryota; Metazoa; Chordata; Actinopteri; Carangiformes; Carangidae. The transcript is spliced from 5 exons. Gene Ontology annotation, biological process: calcium ion transport; transmission of nerve impulse; neurotransmitter receptor internalization.
AUGAGCGCGUGCAGCAGGAAGGCCCUGACGUUGCUGAGCAGUGUCUUUGCAAUCAGUGGCCUGGGGCUCCUGGGAGUGGCAGUCAGCACCGACUACUGGCUGUACCUGGAGGAAGGCGUCAUUAUGCCUCUAAACCAGAGCACUGACAUCAAGGCCUCACUGCACUCGGGCCUCUGGAGAGUCUGCUUCCUGGCCGGUGAUGAGUCUGGUCGGUGCUUUACCAUCGAGUACAUCAUGCCCAUGAACGUCCAGUUGACGUCAGAGUCCACAGUCAACGUGCUCAAAAUGAUCCGCUCAGCCACUCCAUUCCCUCUGGUCAGCCUUUUCUUCAUGUUCAUCGGUUUUGUCCUCAGCAACAUCGGGCAUGUUCGGCCACACCGCACCAUCCUGGCCUUUGUCUCUGGAAUCUUCUUUAUCCUCUCAGGUCUAGCUCUGGUGGUGGGCCUGGUGCUCUAUAUUUCCAGUAUAAAUGAUGAAAUGCUGAACAGGACUAAAAGCAGCGAGGCCUAUUUUACCUACAAAUACGGCUGGUCCUUCGCCUUCGCUGCCAUCUCCUUCCUGCUCACUGAGAGUGCAGGCGUCAUGUCUGUCUACUUGUUCAUGAAGCGCUACACAGCAGAGGAGAUCUACCAGCCUCGCCACCCCAGUUUCUACCGCCCUCGUCUCAGCAACUGCUCCGACCACUCAGGCCAGUUCCUCCACCCAGAGGCUUGGUCACGCGGACGAAGUCCCUCAGACAUCUCCAGUGAAGCUUCACUGCAAAUGAGUGCCAGCUACCCUGCUCUCCUCAAAUGCCCCGACUAUGAUCAGGUGUCGUCUUCACCCUGUUGA